AUGGGCAUGCACAAAAUCGGACCAAUCCUCAUCUGUUUUGGAACAGUGAGCGCUGUAAGCUCCAUCACGAUUGGCUGCUUCUCCAAGCACAUCAAACGCUUCGCAUUCAUAGCUGCAGGCGCCACCUUCAACGUCGGUCUUCUCAUCGUGCUGUGGCUGUGGCGACCUCAGGAGAAGGAUGUGCCAAACUUCUACGUCGUCGCUGCUUGCCUUGGUCUCUGUGAUGCCAUUUGGCAGACGCAGACCUACACAUUGUUUGGCGUUCUCUUCAGCCAUAAACCGGAAGCAGCCUUCGCUUCCUACCGGAUGUUCCACGCUGGAGGCUGCGCCAUGGCGUUCGGGUACAGCUACUUCCUGUGCGUGCAGACCAAGGUUUUCAUCCUGGCGGGAAGCCUGGCGCUGUCGCUGGGCAUGUACAGCAUCAUCGAGAUGAAGAUGCAGCUACAAAGUCAGCACAUUGGGGAUAUUGUGGCGCUUUGAUGAGACGC
Molecule: messenger RNA, 488 nt
Organism: Physella acuta
Lineage: Eukaryota; Metazoa; Mollusca; Gastropoda; Physidae
Product: protein unc-93 homolog A-like
Biological process (GO): regulation of muscle contraction; regulation of potassium ion transport
Cellular component (GO): striated muscle dense body; plasma membrane
Molecular function (GO): potassium channel regulator activity
Source: RefSeq, a predicted model, not a curated record